GGCCGCGACUACCCGGCCCUUAGAUGGUGGGUCCGGAGGAUGCCGGAGCCUGCUCGGGAAGAAAUGCCAAGUUGUUCCCGGUUCUGGCGCCGGAGCCCGUGGGCCAGGACGGGAAGAUGAUCCGGGCCACGGGCGGCUUUGGCGGAGGCGUCGGCGCUGUGGAGCCGCCCGAGGAGGCUGAGGAGGAGGAGGAGGAGGAGACGCCGCCUCGGCAGCUGCUGCAGCGUUACCUCGAGGCAGCGGGGGAGCAGCUGGGUCCGGGGCUCUGCUACUGUCCCCUCCCCGCUGGCCAGGCCGUCGCCCCGCCGCCCUCGGCAGCCCCGCGUUCCGGCGCUUGCCCGCCGGGAUCCGGCUCCAAGCACCGCGGCGCGGAGGCGGCGGAUCCUCGCGUGCCGCGACACGGAGGCAUGACCAACGGGGACUCGGGCUUUCUGCUGGGCCAGGACUGUCGUGACCUGGAGGAGGCUCGAGGGCUAGCUCGCGCCGGCGGCCCGGAGUCGCGCCGCCACUAUCCCUGCGGCCGCCUCCUCCUGGAAGGGCCUGGCGACGAGGGUGCGGACGGCGCGGACAACCCGUCCGACUGGGCCGCGCCGCUGGAGGACCCACUGCGAAGCUGCUGCUUGGCAGCCUCGGACGCUAGAGAGUCGGAGGGCUCGGGCAGCGGCUCGGGGGAGAGCCCCGCCGGCAGUGGCGGCGAGGACUUGGAGCCGCUACGAGCCGGCGCCGGGGCUUCCGAGGAGGGCGCGCCCCCCUCCAGCUCGGCCGGGAGGACUAGUGGGGGUGUGGGCGCGGAGCCGAGCCACGGCUUCCCUGACGUCCACUUGAACUCUCGGAACACGUUCGAGGUGAGCCGCUGCCAGAGCCCCGGCGACCACUUGCCAUCGGUUGGGCCGCCGGUGCCCUCGCCUGCGGCAGAGCAGGGCCCCGCAGGGACCUCGGCCCGGGCUCGACGGAGUGGUGGCUUCGCCGACUUCUUCGCCAGAAACCUUUUCCCAAAAAGAACAAAGGAACUCAAAUCAGUUGUCCAUAGUGCUCCUGGUUGGAAAUUAUUUGGUAAAGUCCCUCCCAGAGAAAAUCUUCAGAAAACUUCCAGAAUCAUUCAGCAGGAGUAUGAAGCACGAACAGGGAGGACCUGUAAACCACCACCUCAGUCUUCAAGACGAAAGAAUUUUGAAUUUGAGCCACUUUCUACCACUGCCUUGAUUCUUGAGGAUCGACCAUCAAAUCUUCCUGCUAAAUCUGUGGAAGAAGCUUUACGUCACCGACAAGAAUAUGAUGAGAUGGUGGCUGAGGCUAAAAAACGAGAAAUUAAAGAAGCACAUAAAAGAAAAAGAAUAAUGAAAGAACGGUUUAAACAGGAAGAAAAUAUUGCAAGUGCAAUGGUAAUUUGGAUCAAUGAAAUACUGCCCAAUUGGGAAGUCAUGCGUAGUACAAGAAGAGUUCGAGAAUUGUGGUGGCAGGGAUUGCCCCCUAGUGUUCGUGGGAAAGUUUGGAGUCUAGCUGUAGGAAAUGAACUAAAUAUCACUCCUGAACUUUAUGAAAUCUUCCUUUCAAGAGCAAAAGAACGGUGGAAAAGCUUCAGUGAAUCAAAUUCAGAAAAUGAUACAGAAGGUGUAUCUGUUGCUGACCGAGAGGCCAGUCUGGAAUUAAUUAAGUUGGACAUAUCCCGUACAUUUCCAUCUCUCUACAUCUUUCAGAAGGGUGGCCCAUAUCACGAUGUUUUACAUAGUAUCUUAGGGGCAUAUACAUGUUACAGACCUGAUGUUGGUUAUGUCCAAGGGAUGUCUUUCAUCGCAGCAGUGCUCAUUCUCAAUUUGGAAGAGGCAGAUGCUUUCAUUGCAUUUGCAAAUCUCCUGAAUAAACCAUGUCAAUUGGCUUUUUUUCGUGUGGAUCACAGCAUGAUGUUGAAAUAUUUUGCAACAUUUGAAGUUUUCUUUGAAGAAAAUCUAUCCAAACUAUUUCUUCAUUUCAAGUCUUAUAGUCUUACACCAGACAUAUACUUGAUAGACUGGAUCUUUACACUCUAUAGCAAGUCACUACCACUUGAUCUGGCCUGUCGAGUCUGGGAUGUAUUUUGCAGAGAUGGAGAGGAAUUUUUAUUUAGGACUGGAUUAGGAAUCCUCCGAUUAUAUGAAGAUAUUCUCCUACAGAUGGAUUUUAUUCAUAUAGCACAGUUUCUAACUAAAUUACCAGAAGAUAUCACAUCAGAAAAGCUCUUCAGUUGUAUUGCAGCCAUUCAGAUGCAGAAUAGCACCAAAAAAUGGACUCAGGUCUUUGCAUCUGUAAUGAAGGAUAUUAAAGAAGGAGACAAGAACAGCAGUCCUGCUCUGAAAAGCUAAUCUUAAAAAUUAACAGACUAACUGAAAUAUAAAAAAUGUAGGUUUUUUCGGGAGGUGGGGGGUGGUGAAAGUUUUCUGUGUUCUAUGUAAAAAGCAUGAAAGAAAAUUGUUGGAGAAUCUAAAAGAAUCAAGAGGUGGAAACUGCUGAUUUUAAAUUCCAUGGCUGAAGCAAAGGAAAUAAGGAAUUUAUUAACAGUAUUAAUAAAAAAAAGUAUUUUGUAGGGAGAGCCAUUUUUCAGAGGAAAAAGUCUAAAUGGUUAUUACAUACUCCAUAAUUUGGAGUAAACAGUUUAAUGCAAUAAAUUUUUAAAAUAGCUUCAAAGAUA
Marmota flaviventris (yellow-bellied marmot) is the source of this 2665-nucleotide messenger RNA. It is a transcript of the gene Tbc1d12, whose product is annotated as TBC1 domain family member 12. Gene Ontology annotation, biological process: regulation of GTPase activity. Gene Ontology annotation, molecular function: GTPase activator activity; small GTPase binding. NCBI's taxonomy places the organism in Eukaryota, Metazoa, Chordata, Mammalia, Rodentia, Sciuridae. The record is from RefSeq and is a predicted model, not a curated record.